AUGACUCAUUUAUGCCUUGUAUUUUUUGUAGAUCCUAUCUCCACUUUCGGAAUCAAUUGUCGAAUGAUCAAAGAGAAUGGCAAAAUCGACUCCGAGGGACCUUUGAGCAGCGACUCAGAAGCAAAAGAGUUCUUCUCGAACGUGCAUUACAAGACUGUGACAGAUGCACUAGCCAUGUUCCAGAAUGAUGAUCUGAUCGCCGCUCCUGGGUCGAAGUUCAGAUUUUUCUCCUCUGUUGGGAGUAGGACUUUCGCAGGACUGUUUAACGUUUUAAGUGAUUUCUACAAUAAGUUGAACGCAUUUCUAGUGUUGGAGCUCACACAUCACAUUUGUGGUUGA
Messenger RNA from Strongylus vulgaris, 339 nucleotides. The record is from the annotation of a GenBank genome assembly. NCBI's taxonomy places the organism in Eukaryota, Metazoa, Nematoda, Chromadorea, Rhabditida, Strongylidae.